Molecule: messenger RNA, 543 nt
Organism: Mesocestoides corti
Lineage: Eukaryota; Metazoa; Platyhelminthes; Cestoda; Cyclophyllidea; Mesocestoididae
Source: the annotation of a GenBank genome assembly
AUGUUUAAAACUGAUGUUAUGCGUCGGACACUCAAUCCCGAAUGGAAUUCGGAUUGGUUUUGCUUUGAGCUGAGUGAAGAGGCCUUACUGGAGGAAACGUUACAAGUUCGCGUUCUCGAUCACGACACAUACAGUGCUCAUGAUGCCAUCGGUCGAGUUUACUUCAACCUUAUGCCACUUUUUCAAAUGGAUCAGAAACGUAGUCUGAGUGGAUGGUUCCCGUUGUACGACACCAUGCAUGGGAUUCGUGGGGAAAUCAAGCUGGCAGUUCGAGUCGAUGUUUUAUCGGACACCUACAGACAAAACUUCUCGUCACUCGGUGUUAAGUUCUUUUUCAGUUCAGUGAUCCCUUCCGGAUACCGAGUUAUCCGUCUCAUCGGCUUCGUCCAUGAGUUGAUUGUGAACGAUGAUCCUGAACAUCAGUGGAUUGAGAAAAUACGCACUUCUAGAGCUUCAAACGAGGCUCGGCAAUGCCUCUUCUCGCAACUAACUGGUGAGCUGCUUGCGUAUGCCUUAUUAGUUCGUGUUCGGGAAACGGUUUAG